AUCUCUCUCUCCACCACCAAUAAAUAAAUACGGAAAGAAAAAGGAAAAAAAAAACACCAAUGGCAGCUAAAGCCUCAGCUAAAGCUAAUAUCUACUCUAAAACCUAGAGUCAAACCAAAAAAAAAAAAACCAGACUGAAAAAAGAUAAAACAAAAAGAGGCCAAUCACCGCCCAAAUAAAUCUCGCUCGCCCCGCUGCCCAAGUUAUGGCUCAGAGCCGCACACGGAACCCCACCUCCCCACCCGGCUGUUCGGUGGGGGGUUAUCCAAUGCCCACAAUUACGUGAUAAGCAUCAAUGAUAGAAGGAAAUGGGUGCCAUUUAAUUCUGCAAAAAAAGAAAAUACAAAACAAAAUGAAGGAAAAAAAAGGACGUGGACCGCUUUGUCAUAUAGGUUGCGGCACAACUUAUCACCUCCCACCCUCGCGGCGCAUGUUAGCCCUCUCCCCCACACCUAAUCAGCCGCCCACCCACCCCACCCGCCCUUUUAGCCCACAGCCAUUCUGUAUGUCAACAAACCCCACUUUCUCCUCCUCCACCCCCGACUUUAUCUCCCACCCCUCUAUUAUUCUGCUCCUCCCAUCUUCCUCUUGUUUCCUCCUUCCUGACCCUUAUCCCCUUUGCUAACGUGCACGACAACCCCUUAUCCAUCACUCCCACCCACCUCUGCCAAACUGCGCCUCCCUUUUCCCCUAUCUUUUAACCUAAUCUCAUGUCCAACCCAUCUUCUCCCUCACCCGAACAGGGUAUACCAUCCAACACAUCGCCUCCACCACCAUCGGAAACGCUGCUGUCGCUCCCGGCACCGCCUACGUCCAGAUCCACGCCGUCGGCAACCGCCACCGUCACGCCCAACCCAAGGCGGCUCCCUCCGCCUUGUUGGUCUCACGAUGAAACCGUCGCGUUAAUCGACGCCUACCGCGACAAAUGGUAUACACUUCGUCGUGGGAACCUUAAAGCCAGCCACUGGCAAGAAGUUGCGGACGCGGUGACUCGGCGCUGCCCUAUGGCGACGCCUCCUAAGACGGCCGUGCAGUGCCGCCACAAGAUGGAGAAGCUCCGGAAGCGGUAUCGGACCGAGAUCCAGCGGGCUAGAUCUAUGCCCGUUUCGAGAUUUGUUUCUUCUUGGGUCCACUUUAAGCGCAUGGACGCUAUGGAAAAGGGACCUAAUGUGAAAGCCGAUUAUAACUCGGAUAGCCCAGAUGACGAAAACGGUGAUGACGAAGAAGAUGGGCAAGACCAAGAGUUUUACGACGAUGGCUAUAAAAACGGCAGCCUAAAUACGAGAAGUGUACAAAAGUUGUACAGAAAUGGGAUUGGAAACAACGGUGGAAGUGUCAGCGGUGACGGGAAUAGCGGUGGGUUCAGAAUUAGGAUCCCAACCGGAGUUAGUAUAGCUCAGCCAGGGCCAAGAUUUUAUGGAAAAAUAGAUCACAAGUACGGUGCAAACCCAAAUCCUAACCCCAAUAUUAACGCGAAUUCUCACCCCAGUAAGGGUAAUUUUGGUGGGUCGGGUUCCGGAUCGGCUUAUGGGACUAGGAUUUUAAGAGGGUUUGAGGAUCUGCCCGAGAAAACGGCAGCAUCAGGGAAGCGGGAAAGGGAAAGAGAUGCUGUUACAGAGAUGGUGUCAGCUAUAAAGGUGUUAGGAGAUGGGUUCGUAAGGAUGGAGCAGAUGAAGAUGGAAAUGGCGAGGGAGAUAGAGACGAUGAGGAUGGAGAUGGAGAUGAAGAGGACCGAGGUGAUAUUGGAGUCACAGCAGAGAAUUGUUGAAGCUUUCGCUAAGGCAGUUUCAGAGAGGAAGAAGAAGCCCAAAAGAAUGCCCUCACCUCAGUCCUAAUGGAUUUUCCUUACUGCAAUGUGUCCAAUCCUUUUGACUACGGAUUUGCAAGUGUAAGUUGGUGGAAUGUUUAGGGGUUUACUUCAAUUUUCAUCUUUCUUUGUUUGAUUAUUGAGUGAUAGCAAUAGUGCAUCCUGAUCUGCUGUAGCUUUUGCCUCUUUCUGGACUAAAUGUAGCUUUGUUUUUUUUUCCUUUUAUGAACUUUGCUCCAAA
Molecule: messenger RNA, 2048 nt
Organism: Gossypium arboreum
Lineage: Eukaryota; Viridiplantae; Streptophyta; Magnoliopsida; Malvales; Malvaceae
Product: trihelix transcription factor ASIL2
Exons: 1
Coding region: 711-1835 (374 amino acids)
Cellular component (GO): nucleus
Molecular function (GO): transcription cis-regulatory region binding
Source: RefSeq, a predicted model, not a curated record